Molecule: messenger RNA, 810 nt
Organism: Trichophyton verrucosum HKI 0517
Lineage: Eukaryota; Fungi; Ascomycota; Eurotiomycetes; Onygenales; Arthrodermataceae
Exons: 2
Coding region: 1-810 (269 amino acids)
Source: RefSeq, a predicted model, not a curated record
AUGGAGAACCAUACAGAGCUGAACGCUGAGAUUCUAGACACGCUGCUUGGCCAUAAGAACCAGGUCUCGACCAAACUCCAUACCAUCAUCAAGGUCCUCAAACCGGCCCUCAAUCAGGAACACAUCUACUUACUGGAGGACAAAUUGCUUAAAUAUGGUAUACGCAAGGAGACGAUGGAUCUAGAGAAAGGUGGGCGGUUUUUUAAGCCGAUGUCACAAUCGGUUUUUGAGAGUUUGCCUCGACUUGAAGAAUACUAUGAAGAGGAUGGAUGGGAUUGGGAUAAUGAAUGGGUAUCCACUGAUGAUGAAAUACAUGAUGCAUCCCAUAUCCUGGUUAAGCUGGAAGGCUUCAUAGCAGGGGAAAUCCCUAAUACCCCAACGGAUGAGUGGGGAUGUCACCGGGUACUGACUGACUAUGCGGAUUGGGACUUUGCAUUCCUUGAACGCACACUGUAUGGCGGACAUUGGGGCAGCACUGGGCCUGGAAGUGAACCCACCGACUGGCGUUUUGAGAGAGCCUUCGACAGGCACGUACGGGGCACUUAUCUUCAACCCCAUGUUAUUUCUCUAUCAGUUCAUGGUUUAUACCCUGAUGAGGAUGCAAACUUGAAGAUUGCCCGUAGUGAAGUGCUUGUUGCUGCUGAUCUUAUGAAGGAAAGAUUGAAGUGCCCUUUGUAUGUUACCAAUGAUGUAUACCCGGUAUGUCACGCCCUUGUACACUACCAUCUUCUUACAUACAGCUCUAGGCUAACCAACCACACCACAGAUUCUGAUGGUUUCUUGCUUCAACCGACAAGUUCGUAUGAAUGA